Messenger RNA from Erpetoichthys calabaricus (reedfish), 778 nucleotides. Its product is annotated as heat shock transcription factor, Y-linked-like. Lineage: Eukaryota; Metazoa; Chordata; Cladistia; Polypteriformes; Polypteridae. The record is from RefSeq and is a predicted model, not a curated record. Gene Ontology annotation, biological process: regulation of DNA-templated transcription. The coding region runs from base 121 to 603 and encodes 160 amino acids. Gene Ontology annotation, molecular function: DNA-binding transcription factor activity; sequence-specific DNA binding. The transcript has a single exon.
AGUUGAGUCUCGUGGUUCACCUGAUGUAGUCAAGGUCCGGAUAACUGUGGGAAGUCGUUUUUUGACAUUUAAUUAUUAUUCCCGGAACACCAGUGACUUGAAACAAUUUGCUCAGGAGCUAUGGAGAAAAUACAGACUCUUGUAUCUCCGGUGUACAAUAAAAGAAAACUAAAGGUGCAACAAGCUUCGCCAGCAGGUGGGGAUGCACCGUAUCGGGUGAAGGUCCCUGAAGGAUAUCCGGCUCUUGCUGAUCAUCCAUCUUGCAAACAACCCCGUGUCUUAUGUUCUCCAAAAAAAACGCAUUCAGACAAUGCGUCACUCCCUUUUCCACAAAAGCUGUGGAAAGUGGUAGAGAGCGGCAAAUUCCAAUCAGUGACUUGGGAUCCAACUGGCAAUUGUGUAGUGAUUAACAAAGAACUCAUCAAAAACGAAAUCGCAGAAAGAAAGGCGCCCGUAGACAUGUUUGGCUGGAGUAGUCUGAAGAGUUUCCAGCGUCAAUUGCAGCUGUAUGGCUUCAGACAAACCCGUCUAAGUCAACAAACCGAAACGGCCUUGGAGAGGAAGGUGAGAAAUGAAGUCAUUAUGCCCAGGAAAAGGGGUUAGCAGCAUGGCAGUAAAUACUAAUUGAAGUGGAGGAUUAUAUUUUCGUUUGCCCAGAACCCUUUAUUGGAAAAUAAAAAAUACACGUUAACAGGAAGUCCAAUGAUGCUCUUUCAGAAAACUCCCAUAUCUUUUGUCGCUAAACACACUAAAUGUGAAUUGAAGACUUUAUACUAUC